Molecule: messenger RNA, 2851 nt
Organism: Sinocyclocheilus rhinocerous
Lineage: Eukaryota; Metazoa; Chordata; Actinopteri; Cypriniformes; Cyprinidae
Product: kelch domain-containing protein 3-like
Exons: 11
Coding region: 4-1227 (407 amino acids)
Cellular component (GO): cytoplasm
Molecular function (GO): protein binding; chromatin binding
Source: RefSeq, a predicted model, not a curated record
AUUAUGUUUAUCAUUAGCACUGAAGAUGGACGGAGCGGUGAUGGUUUAGCGCGGCGGUCAGCCGCGGCCGAGCGUGGGAUGUUACGCUGGACGGUGCACCUGGAGGGCGGCCCGCGGAGGGUCAACCACGCGGCGGUGGCGGUCGGACACAAGGUGUACUCGUUCGGAGGAUACUGCUCCGGAGAAGACUACGAGACCCUGAGACAGAUCGACGUGCACGUCUUCAACACCGAGUCUCUGCGCUGGACGAAGCUGCCGCCGGUGCGCACCGGAGGACGGGAGCACGCUCGGGAGGUGCCCUACAUGCGCUACGGACACACGGCGGUGCUGGUGGAGGAGACGGUGCUGAUCUGGGGCGGCCGGAACGACACCGAGGGCGCGUGUAACGUGCUGUAUGCCUUUGAUGUCAGUAGGUGUCCGCAGACAAACCACAUGCUUCAGUGUAAUGCUGCGGGUGCCAGAGACGGACACUCAGCCUGUGUUCUGGGAAAGGCCAUGUACAUCUUCGGUGGAUACGAGCAGCUGGCCGACUGCUUCUCCAAUGAGAUUCACAAGCUGGACACCAGCAGCAUGUGCUGGUCACUAGUGAGCGUUCGGGGCACUCCAGCUCGAUGGAGAGACUUCCACUCUGCUACUAUCAUCGGCACCAAGAUGUUUGUGUUUGGAGGAAGAGCGGAUCGAUUCGGCCCCUUCCACUCCAACAACGAGAUCUACUGCAAUAAAAUCAAGAUCUUCGACACGGAGACAAACUGCUGGCUAAACACGGCAUCUGCGCAGCUGCUGCCCGAGGGACGCAGGAGCCAUUCUGCCUUUGCUCACAAUGGAGAAUUGUACAUAUUCGGUGGUUAUAAUGCUCGUCUGGAUCGACACUUCAACGACCUCUGGAAGUUCAAUCCAGAGGCGUUCUCCUGGAAGAAGCUGGAGCCGAAGGGCAAAGGCCCGUGUCCCAGACGGAGACAGUGCUGCUGCAUGCUGGGAGAUCGCAUCGUCCUCUUCGGAGGAACCAGUCCGUGUCCGGAGCAGGGGAUGGGUGAUGAGUUCAACCUCAUGGACCAUUCGGACCUGUACCUCCUGGACUUCAGUCCUAAUCUGAAGACUUUAUGCAAGCUAGCAGUUAUUCGGUACAGUCUGGAGCAGUCUGGACUCCCUCAUGACAUCAGGUGGGAGCUGACAGCCAUGACCACCAACAGUAACAUCAGCCGGCCCAUAUUCUCCUCCCACGGCUGACGGCGCGUCAGAACCAGCGCCAGAACUCUUUCAGGACGUCCCGCUCCACAGAUGAUCCGGAUUGAAGCUUCUCGAUUGGAGAGGUCUUUCCCUGCCGGGCUUUGGCGCGGACGAGCGGCGCUUUGCUAGUCUGAUUUUGCCACGGUUGAACUUGAUUCCUGCUGAGGAGAAACAGACCUUCACACUCUUAAAUCAGUUCAAUUAUUCAUCGGUGUUACAGUGUUUUAAUGAGGUUUUGGAGUGAAAUGAAGAUCAUUCAGCCUGUAAUCUGUCAGUUCUCUGCUUGUGUGUUCAGAUCGCUCCGUCGGGUUUAUAUGCAGGACUCUGUUAGGGUUCCACACGUGCUCUUACAUAUCGAACGCAGAGAUGAUGUUCAGAGAAGAGGAGACGUGUCUUGAGUUCCUCUUCUUUUAACUCGACUGGUUUUCUGUUUACCCACAGUGCUUCUGACAAUAAAACCUGACUCAACAAUCAAUAGAAACGGAGAUAUUCCCUCUGCAUGCGUUGUCCUGUUAAAUCACAUUCAGCAGAUCUGCUGGCUGACAGUAAAUACUCUGUCUUAGAUCUCAAAGAGUGGGAAGAAGGUAAUGAUGUUAUAAGCUUUUCAUAAGGUCACACCGAAAGAUGUUUGACAUCGGUGCGAAUCAACACCGAUCAGAUAACCUGCCUCUGGUGUUUUCCAGCAAACGCGGCCGAAUCAUGUUGAAUUUUAUCUUUCACACACAGUCUGGAUUGCCAGAGAUGUAUUAAAAAUGAUCCAUUACUGCAGUUUUUUAGCAUCACUUUAUAUUUCAUCUGAAUCUUUACUGAUCUGCAGAAUAUUGAUAGAUACUGAGGUGAAGCUCAUGUAGAUGUCAGUAUUCGUGCGUCUGCCGGGUGACCAUGGCCUUUAUUUGAGUCCUGCGUCUCGUCCAGUGCCUGAUUUAUUGUUCAGAGCGUCAGAAGGUCUGGAAUCAAAGUGCUCAAAGUCUUCUGGGUUUUAAAGGAUUCUGGUCCAGAUGGAUUUGAAGCGUAUUAUUUAAGAUCGUGUCUGAAUAUCUGACAUUGAACUGUCAUAAUGAAUAUUGUGCAAACGGACCGCAUCAGAAAAUUCAACCGUCCUCAAUCGUUUUCCCUCAUUAUAAACCAUGAUUUGAUUAAACUGACUCGAAAUGAAACCAGGUGAAGCUCAAGUCUUUGUUUGGAUCAAAUGUGUUUUCGUACGGAUCUGUAGCUCAUGCAGACGGACGGUCAGGAGAAGAAAGAGGUGAUGUUUAGUGAUGUCUCCGUGAUGCUGUCAUGGUCUAACAGACACGUGCUAAUAUAGUCAUGUUGUCUAUGUAGUGAACGAGAGGAAGAGACUAUCGUUUGAGUCGUGUUGAGCUGCUGGUGUGUGAAGGAACCGACACUGAGCUGCAGACGUGAUUCCUGCAUGCUGGAUCAAUCUUUUCCACGACUUACUCGACUUGUAAACGGGUUUUUAGUGGGAUCUUGAACUUCCUGGACAAUAAAACUGACGAUAAUUGUGCUUAUUGUCUGCUUGAAUGUACCGUGUGAAGUGUUGUGUGUGUGAUAUAAAAAGCACAUUGAGAACUGUUUUCCUGAACACAAAUUUGAGAAGACGUGAUUAAAUAAAAAAAUAUUU